Molecule: messenger RNA, 3589 nt
Organism: Archocentrus centrarchus (flier cichlid)
Lineage: Eukaryota; Metazoa; Chordata; Actinopteri; Cichliformes; Cichlidae
Product: TRPM8 channel-associated factor homolog
Exons: 12
Coding region: 167-2920 (917 amino acids)
Biological process (GO): positive regulation of protein targeting to membrane
Cellular component (GO): plasma membrane
Molecular function (GO): transmembrane transporter binding
Source: RefSeq, a predicted model, not a curated record
UAAAAACCCUCCUCUGAUCAUCACCUCAUAUAGGGCCUCUCAUUCACAUGCUUCCUUCUGUGCUGUCAGGUAGAGCUCUUGGUGUGUGUUGAAAUCUGUUGUGCUGCAGUCUAAUACAACCAGAGAGUUUACUUACAGUCUUCAGAGUCUUCAAAUCCUAUUGACCAUGUCCAUCCAGUCAUUCCAAAACCAACAUGAGGAGGCCUACGCCUCCCUGAUGAGAGGCAUGAAGGAGCUGGAACUACAGGGACCCUGUGUUCCCAGUGACCUGCUGCUGAUCGGAGACCAUGCCUUUCCUUUGGCAAUGAACAGCCGAGGCCAUGUGCUGAUGGCUGCCUCUCUGUAUGGCAGUGGAAGGAUUGUGGUCCUGGGUCAUGAGGGCUACCUGACUGCCUUUCCUGUUCUGGUAGAAAAUGCUGUGACCUGGCUGAGAGGUGAUAGAUCUGAUAACCUCUCUGUAGAGGUGCACAGAAAUGUCAGUGCAGUUGCUGAUAACCUCCAAAAAUCCAGCUUCCAAGCAGAAGUUGUGGGGGCCUUCAGUGACAACCCAGAGGUUGGUGUUUAUGUGACAGACACCUACAGCGUGGGUUCAGACCCGAAGGAGCUGGUGUCGUUUCUGAAAGCCGGAGGAGGGGUGCUGAUAGCGGGGCAGGCGUGGAGUUGGGCUGCAGAUCACCCCAAAGAGAACACGCUGCAUCAGUUUGAUGGGAAUAAAGUGUCGGGUGUGGCAGGGAUCUACUUCUCUGAUCAUCCGGGCGAUGUGGAGAAUCUGCCUGUCUACCCUCAGAUCCCUUCUUCCUGGAUGUCUGUAGUCAUUGGUAAAGAUUUUGAGGACGACCUGCAGUUCUUGCUCCAGGGGAUUUCAGAGUUUGAGCUCCCACCUGGGUCUACUGCUUCUGAGCUUCUAGUCCACGGCCCACUAGCUUUUCCCAUCGGGACCACAAAUGAUGGACAGGUCUUCCUGGCAGGAAGCUACUAUGGACAGGGACGAGUUAUUGUGACAACACAUGAAGGAUACUUGGGAACAGAGAGCUUGGCUCCAUUCUGGCAAAACGCCAUCCACUGGUUGGAUGAAGGCCGCAGAGGGGUUGUUGGCUGUACGAUGGAUCGUCCACUCAAUAUUCUCAGUGAGUCAGGGCUGCAGUGUGAGACGACAGACUUCAGGAAAGACCUCAGCGUGUUUGUGUGUACGGCGUAUAUCACUGAGCAAUUGGAGGAAAUCCAAAACUUCGUGGCAGAGGGAGGAGGCCUGCUGAUUGGAGGACACGCCUGGUGGUGGGCACAGACACAUGAUGGGCAAAAUGUCCUAACAGAAUUCUCAGGGAACAAGCUCCUGAACAAAAUGGGACUGAGCGUGUUGGGAUCAACGCUCGAAGGAGGAUCAUACAAAGCCCCUGAUCCCAGCCAGGCUAUUAGAGAUACCUACCACUUCCGCCAUCUUCUACACUGUUUCGCUGCCCAUGUGACUACAGAUGAACAACUUAGCGAGCAUGAAGAGAGAAACCUGAAAAGGCUGGGCUACGACUGCAACACUUACUUGCAGAUGAAAGCCUAUAACUCCGCCCACUACAGACAAGUGCUGACCGCACUUACUGAGGUGUUGAUGAGGUCAGGCCUGCCACAGGUGAGUGAAAGCUGCCCUGUAAGGAGUCCCAAAGACCGCCUCCUUCUCACAGUGGGGCCAGAGUUAUAUAAGGUUUCCCCAAAUCCUGAUGCCCUCCUGCCCCACCUCCUCAAGAACAAUCCACUGAUGCCCGUUGUCUAUAACCACCGGAUCAAUAUUGAUGUCAAGACAGCAGAUGGGGAAGAGUGGAUCAGUACAGGUCUCUACCUCUCUCCUGGUAUGAAGACCUACGUGGCCAUACCACCUCAGAUUGUCAACAAGGAUUGGAAGAUUCAGAUAGGCUGUCAAGCUGAUAGACUGUACCAUCAUGAUGAGCUGAAAAGACCACCGUGUGUUCUUGAGCGAUUUGAUGUCAGUUCAGAGAUGAUACAGAUUUACAACCUUUGGGGAGGACUCAUCUACCUGGUGGCCCCACCCAAUACACAAGUGGAGGAAGUGGAGGUCAUAGUGCAAAUGGCUAUACAUGCUCCAUAUUAUAAGUCUGGUGUGACAACUGUGGCUGAGUGGUCAUUGCUGCGCACAGCUCCUUCACCCUGGGCAGAGUUGGAGUUUGAGAACAUCAUCCUCAUCGUGCCAUCAGAUGCUGUUCGGGACCUGGAACGACCAGAUGAGCUGGCUGCUCUUUGGGAUGAAAUCAUGAGGGCUAUUGCAGAUCUGGCUGCCAAACCACACAAAUUUCCCCGCAAAGAGCGCUUUGUGUCAGAUGUGCAGAUUUCUCAUGGUUAUAUGCAUGCAGGUUAUCCUGUCAUGGCACAUUCAGACGCAGCUGCUGAACUGGUCGGUGCUAAGAAAGGUAAAGGCAUGUGGGGCCCCAUCCAUGAGCUGGGACACAACCAACAGAGAGGCUGCUGGGAGUUCCCAUCACACACCACAGAGUGCACAUGCAACCUGUGGUCAGUGUACGUCCAUGAAGAGGUGCUGGGCAUCAACAGAGCACAGGCUCAUGAAGCUGUAAAUGCAGAAAACCGAAUAAAUCGAAUGGAGGAUUACAUCAAGGGAGGCAGAAAUAUCGACAGCUGGAGCAUGUGGGUGGCCCUGGAAACAUAUCUGCAGCUCCAGGAAAAGUUUGGCUGGGAUGCCUUUAAGAAGGUGUUUGCUGCUUACCACCACAUGAGCAACUUCCCCGGUGACAACAAAGGAAAGAUGAACCUGUAUGCUGAGACUUUCUCCCAGACUGUGGGGAUGAACCUGACUGGAUUCUUUAAGGCCUGGGGCUGGCCCAUUGAAACAGCCACUGAAGAGAAACUGUCCAGUCUGCCUCCCUGGAGUGAUCACCCCUUGAGCCAGUAUGACUGAACCUGGUUUCAAUGAGUACUGAUAGCUUUGCAUGAAGCGUACAAUGGGCAAUACCGUGAUCUGACUUUAUUCUUUGUUAUAGUAGUUUAUAGUAUCUGAAUAGAGAAACAGAAAUAAUGUACUGUAGUUGCAGAUUUUGAAAUUGACCUAAUUAUGAUAUUAUUGUUGAGAGAAAGUAUAGUGGGCUUUUAUUUACAGGUAGCAUCCAGGCAGACUCGACUUAAAUCAUGUCAAGGCGUUCCACUACUGUGGCACAUAUAUUGAAAUCAUUCAUCUUCCAGUGUGCUCUAAGUACUCUUAAAACACUAAUACUGUUGAAGAUGUGGAUUUUCCUAGCUUUUCUAAUGUAUUUCUAUGUUUAAAUUAAAUUCUGGGGCAUAAUACAUUGGUCAGACUUCAAUUAAAAUAAUUUUUUGUGUUUAAUUUCACUGCGCUAAUAUCUGUUUGCUCUCAAUUGAAUCAACACUAAUAAACAUUCAUUUGACCUCUCAUUGAUUUCCUUUCUCAUUCAGCUCUUGAGUGACACGAGUUUAGGGUCAAUCACUUCUAUGUUGAAGGAGAUUAUAUGCCAGAUUUCUCCAGUGCUGUUUGUAUGAAUCCAUGUGUAUUGUUUAUUUGGGAUGUAGGACCAAAAAUGUUCCAAACAUUCUCAAUAAUAUAAUCUAUGUC